Durusdinium trenchii is the source of this 450-nucleotide messenger RNA. The record is from the annotation of a GenBank genome assembly. NCBI's taxonomy places the organism in Eukaryota, Dinophyceae, Suessiales, Symbiodiniaceae.
AUGAGGUUGCUGCCCAAGGCACUUUGCUUGCAGCUACAGCAGCUCUUGCGACUCCAAGGCCAAACGUGUUCACGCCUAUUUUUAAGUCAACUUCGAUGGCCGUUUCUUUGCCUGCGGCUCAGCCUAGCGAGACAGUCGAAAGAGCAGUUGAAGAAAUGGCAGAUGUUGAAGACAUUGAGAGUGCGAAAGAAGAGAUGGACGAUGAAGCCACCUGACUUGAGCCUGUUUGGCGAGGACGCAGUUAGAAUGGGAUGUGUGCAGAUUGAAAGCUCUAGUGAGAGUGAUGAGAGCUCUGGUUCUGAUUCAUCGUCAAGUGAAGUUCAGGUGCAGCAGCGAGAUGCGGACGCAUACUGCGAGACCGUUCCAGAGGGCGAGACCUUUUUCAGACAUGCGAAGACCUCAAGGGUUCAUCGUCAAAACGACCACAGAGUGUGGCAAGAAGCUCAGUGA